This is a messenger RNA of Necator americanus (New World hookworm), 1488 nucleotides long. RefSeq lists its product as uncharacterized. Gene Ontology annotation, biological process: activation of GTPase activity. The coding region runs from base 1 to 1488 and encodes 495 amino acids. NCBI's taxonomy places the organism in Eukaryota, Metazoa, Nematoda, Chromadorea, Rhabditida, Ancylostomatidae. The record is from RefSeq and is a predicted model, not a curated record. Gene Ontology annotation, molecular function: GTPase activator activity. The transcript has 13 exons.
AUGAGUCGAUGGUCGGUAGGCUCCGCGCCUGGAAGUGUGAAACCUGUAUACGGUGCUCGAUAUCCUCCAUUACAACACGAUGUCCCAUGUGGAAGUCCUACUAAGGAUUUGGCUAAACAGUCGAAAUUUCAAGACUACGAAAAUAGCGUAUCAGAUGCUUGGGACACUCGUGUACUCGUCGAUGAUGCUCUUGCUUCCGCUUCAGCUGCUCGAGUUCUUGCUGCUCAUGCAGCUGGAAAGACCAGAGAGGAGGUUAUAAUGCCUCGUGUAAAUCCCGCUCCAACCAAGAAUGGUCGUGUUCAAGCAUUACAACGACUUGCUAUCCAAAAAGAUCCUUUGCCGUCAUCUGUUGCCGCUGCUCCGUUAAAUGCUAAUCCAAUUUAUCCUAAGUUGCCCGAAAUUUCCGGGGAUCAAGUCCGUUCGACAGUCUCAGCAGCGAAGCUUUCUUCUCAAGAAGGGGAGCGCGAUCAAACGAGAUUCGAACGUCUUCGCCGCCUAUUUUCUGUGGGAAAAUCGAGUGGACGGAGCUCUCCGCCAGCAGACAUUGAUAUGGAACAACUUCGAAAAGAUUGCUGGAUGGGCAUUCCGCACAAGUUGCGGCCUCAGGCGUGGAGAUUGCUAUCGGGAUACCUCCCUACAAACUAUGAGCGAAGAGAAGUUACACUGGCUAGCAAAAGGGAACAAUAUUGGCACUACGUCGAACAAUAUUUCCACCUUCGAUUUGACGAUCAGAAUAACGAUACCUUCCGACAGAUUCACAUUGACAUACCCAGGAUGUGUCCACUAAUACCGCUAUUUCAACAAAAACUUGUGCAAGAGAUGUUCGAGAGAAUUCUAUACAUAUGGGCUAUACGCCACCCUGGUAGCGGGUAUGUUCAAGGAAUAAAUGACCUUGUCACUCCGUUUUUCGUUGUUUUCGUGUCAGAGUUCGUGCCACAGGAUGUAGAAGUCGGGUCAUUUGAUGUUUCACAACUUUCACGUGAGCAAUGUGAGCUUGUAGAAGCAGAUUCAUUCUGGUGUGUAUCUGCGCUGCUUGACUCUAUCCACGACAAUUAUACAUUUGCUCAACCAGGGAUUCAGAGAAAAGUACUACAGUUGAGACAUCUGAUGAGCAGAGUUGAUCGACCACUUCAUAUGCAUUUGGAGUCGAAUGGUAUCGAGUAUUUGCAGUUUUCCUUCCGGUGGAUGAAUAAUCUCCUCAUGAGGGAAAUUCCUCUGCGAGCUACAAUUCGACUAUGGGAUACUUACUUGAGUGAACCAAAUGGUUUUUCACAAUUCCACAGUUAUGUAUGUGCAGCGUUCCUCCGCACAUGGUCGAGGCAGCUGCAAGCGGAACGUGAUUUCCAGGGAAUAAUGAUCCUGCUACAAAAUUUGCCAACCCAGUGCUGGGGAGAUAGAGAAAUUUGUGAACUGACGGCCGACGCUUUCUCUUUAAUGUCAGUGUUCGAUGGAGCAAGGCGUCAUCUCUCUAGUUCUCCGGAUAUAUAG